Molecule: messenger RNA, 4872 nt
Organism: Hippocampus comes (tiger tail seahorse)
Lineage: Eukaryota; Metazoa; Chordata; Actinopteri; Syngnathiformes; Syngnathidae
Gene: nt5c2a
Product: 5'-nucleotidase, cytosolic IIa
Exons: 19
Coding region: 106-1773 (555 amino acids)
Molecular function (GO): 5'-nucleotidase activity
Source: RefSeq, a predicted model, not a curated record
UCGGGUAACGAACCCACCCACGUUUUGGAGAACCACACGCCGUGCGCAUGCUCAGUCCAUCGACUGGACGCCGUCCUGUGGAAUAAACAACUGUAACGGUAUAAGAUGAUGACUUCUUGGAGUGACCGUCUACAGAACUAUGCAGCGCUCCCAGCCAACAUGGAUGGUGUCACCCUCAAGAAAUAUCAACGUGAAACUCAUCACAGGGUGUUUGUCAACCGAAGCUUAGCAAUGGAGAAGAUCAAAUGUUUUGGUUUUGAUAUGGAUUACACUUUGGCGGUGUAUAAAUCUCCAGAGUAUGAGGCGCUCGGCUUCGACCUGACAGUGGAGCGCCUGGUAUCCAUUGGAUAUCCGCAGGAGCUCCUCAACUUUGUCUACGAUCCUUCCUUCCCCACGCGAGGCCUUGUGUUUGACACGAUGCACGGCAACCUGCUCAAAGUGGACGCUUAUGGGAACAUCCUUGUUUGUGUGCACGGUUUCAACUUCAUUAGAGGGGCUGACAUCAGAGCGAUGUACCCAAACAAAUUUAUUCAGCGUGGAGAUACAGAGCGCUUCUACAUCCUGAACACGCUCUUCAACUUGCCUGAAACCUACCUCAUCGCCUGCUUGGUUGACUUCUUCAGUAACUGCUGUCGAUACUCAAGUUGUGAGACUGGCUUUAUCGAUGGUGAUCUUUAUAUGUCAUAUAAGAGCAUAUUCCAAGAUGUAAGAGAUGCUGUGGACUGGGUUCAUUUCCAGGGGUCUUUAAAAGAAAAGACUGUUGAAAACCUGCAGAAAUAUGUGGUCAAGGAUCCAAAGCUUCCUCUCCUCCUUAGUCGCAUGAAUGAAGUGGCCAAAGUGUUUCUUGCAACCAACAGUGAUUACAAAUACACCGAGAAAAUAAUGACCUACUUAUUUGAUUUUCCACAUGGUCAAAAGUUGGGUACGAUCCACAGACCUUGGCAGUCUUACUUUGACUUGAUCUUGGUAGAUGCCCGCAAGCCUGUGUUCUUUGGAGAGGGGACAGUCCUGCGACAGGUUGACACAACAACUGGCCGACUCAAGAUUGGUACAUACACUGGUCCCCUCCAACAUGGGAUUGUUUACUCUGGAGGUUCCUCUGACAUCGUAUGUGACUUGUUGGGUGCGAAAGGCAAAGAUAUUGUCUACAUUGGUGACCACAUCUUUGGUGACAUUCUGAAAUCCAAGAAGCGCCAAGGCUGGAGAACUUUCCUGGUCAUACCAGAGCUGGCCCAGGAGCUGCAUGUAUGGACUGAAAAGAGCUCUAUAUUUGAGGAGCUUCAAUCUCUGGAUUGUUUCCUCGCUGAGCUUUACAAGCACCUGGAUAGCAGCAGCAAUGAGAGGCCUGAUAUCAGUUCACUCCAGCGACGUAUUAAGAAAGUGACACAUGACAUGGACAUGUGCUAUGGCAUGAUGGGAAGUUUGUUUCGUAGUGGAUCCCGUCCGACUCUGUUUGCCUCUCAAGUGAUGCGUUACGCAGACCUGUAUGCAGCCUCCUUCAUCAACUUGCUCUACUACCCCUUCAGUUAUCUCUUCAGAGCUUCACAUGUGCUGAUGCCCCACGAGUCAACAGUGGAGCACAUCCAUGUGAAAGUUAACGACAAAGAGUCGCCGCUGGCCACAAGAAACCGCCAUGAGUUAGACUUAAAGGAGGUGGAAUUGAAACGAAACCAAAUGACCCGAUCCGUCAGUGAGAUCCAGCCCCCUCAUUUCUUCCCGAAAGCUCCGCAGGAGAUUACCCACUGCCAUGAUGAGGAUGAUGAUGAAGAGUAGCACGUUGAUGGAAAACGCUUUUUAUUUAUUUAUUUGAAAGGACAUGUGCUGUGUCUUUGUUUUGAGGGAAGAGUGUAAUGCUGCUUUCGGGGAAGGUGGGAACUCAGACUUCCCACUUCGAAAAGUGCACUAGGAUGUCCCUUUGAACUGAAAUCGUCCGAGUGGCAAAGUCAGCAGAAAAAAAACCCAAGGACCCUUUGUUCACUUUAAUGUGAUGGCGAUCCCCACGGAGACAGACGGUGAAUGUCAAAACAUCAUUUUCAAGAUUAUAAAAAUAUUAAGCUUUAAUUAUUACAUUGAUUUAGUUGUUCAAAAUAACAUCACGUGACACCGCGUGAUUUGUACUGACUGCAUAAACAUGUCUUAUCUCCCUGUGUCAAAUUAUUUGGUGAAACGAAUGAAAUGCUUUGAAGAUAAGAUAUUCUUUUAUUUAUAUGAUUUAGGAAGUUCUGAAGGUUAAGUUUGCUGAAGGUCAAAAUGUGUUGUGAAUGAACAAGAACAUCACACAAUUUAUCAGAAUCUUUGGCCUCAAACACUUUGAGGUCGGAACUGGGACAAUCUCGGAUUUGCCACUUUUCUCGAAAGCAGCAUAUGUCUUCCUCCGCUGCCAUUUUGUCUCUGGGGUGAGAUGAGAUUUAUCUCAGAAUUGCUCACACAAAAUAAAUCUGUGAUAUUAACAUGUAUCCACAAAUAUAUAAUAUAAAUAUAUCAAAUGUGUUCUUAAAUGUGUGUGUUUCGAUCUUGACCGCACGUGAAUUGUCGAAUGCGCGUUUGUGAAUCUGCGGACCUGCACAUUUUUGACACAAACAUCACGCCUCAACAUUAACGUGUUGAAAGGCCACCCCACUUUUGCCCGCGAGGAGGCCAUGUUGCUGUUUCCAUUGAAUGGGAGCGAACAUGGAAAUUGAAAAACAGAAAACGAGCCUUUAUCUGAUCUUUUCAAAUGUGUUUGUUGUAGACAAGUCGGGAAACAACAAUUUGUUUUCGUCAAGCUUGUUUUGUGUUGACAUGGAAGACAUUCUUCGACUGAUUCCAAUUCUGCGCCAGUGCAGCAGCGGACAAAGAAAAGAAACCUAAACACAUAAUAAACGAUCUGCUAAAGGCUCUUUUUCCCGUGUUUCACUUUACGUGUGUAACACGAAAAACAGGAUAUAGCUCGUUCCCGUUUAGUGGAGAUCGCAAAAAUUCCUCUUUGGGAAUAAGGAUGGCCUUUCAAUAAGUUUAUGUUGAGCUGUGACGUUUUGUCAAAAAUAAAUGCGCCUGUCCGCUGAUGCGCAAGCGCACAUUCGACAAUUCACACGCAGUCGUGAUAAAAGCGCACACAACUAAAAGAAAAGGUGGAAAUCACAAAUACAUUUGUGGACACAAAAAUCGCAGAUGUAUUUAUGUGAAUUAUUUUGACACAAAUCCCUCCCUAUAGACCGACGGUCGGCAACCUGUGGCUCCGCAGCCGCGUACGGCUCUUUUGCGCCGCCCUAAUGGCGCUUUUUCAAAAAUGUUUGAAAAAGGAAAAAGAUGGGAGAGGGAAAUCUAUUUUAAUAUGGCUUCAUUACAAGGCUUUUAAUUUUUUGGCGGCUCCAGACAUAUUUGUUUUUUGUAUUUUUUGGUCCAAUUCGGCUCUUUCAACAUUUUGGGUUGCCGACCCCUGCGAUGGACAAUGGUAGCAGAAGAGUGCUUACGCUCUUUACUCAAAACAAAGACACCAUUGUUUUUGUAAUUAUAAACACCAAAUUCUAAUUUGGUUGUAGACUGAAAACUCGGGGAAAAAGUGACACUUGAUUACUUUUAUUUAAUUGAGAUGUAAAAGACUACUUUCGGAGUAAAAAUAGACAUGGUAGUCUUAAAUUAAUUACAUGUUGCCCAACAUGAACAUGGAUAUACUUUAGACUGAGUUCUUCCUUAAUGGUCGACUGAUACCAAACUUGAAAGUCCUGUACAAUGUUAUUUUGAUCACAUGACUGUUUUCUUUGAUGUCGUCUUUUCUUGUGCUGCUGUUAAAUCUGCCGGAGUGCACCCACUUCCAGAUUUUCGACCCUUUCCCUUGGUCAGUUCUCAGAUGCCUUUAAUGAGCUUUGUGUUUCCUCUUCAAACAAGUUACCUCCUGGUUCCACUCAUCCUGCUGUGCUACACUGGAUUCGGUGGCUCCAUUACAAACUGUGCAGUCAAAAGCUAGACCCGAGCCAUGGUUUAAUGACAGAACUCGCGCUGCUAAACAAGAGUGCCGCAAAGCUGAACUUAAGUGGAAAAAAGACAAGCUGCAGAUCUAUCAAAUCCGGAAAUACUGUUGCCGUAAUUACCAGAUCGCAGUUAAAGAGGCCAAAAAAGAACAUUUAUCAAACUUAAUUCAGGCUAACCGUCACAACCUACGUGUAAAACUAUUGAUUCUGUACUUCAACCCCCUUAGCCUAUUUACUUCAACUUUUCCCCUAAAAUAUGCAAUCAGUUCCUGCAGUUUUUCACUGAUAAGGUUUCUACAGCUAGCACUCUUGUUUCAAACACCACCUUUGACCCCUCCAUCCAUGUUCCAUGUUCAGCGGUGUUAAAUUCUUUUGAAAUGUUUCCUUGACAUUUUUAGAGGAGGUGGUUUGCGAGACUUAGCCAUUUGGCCUCCCUUACUUCUCUGUUCAAUUCGAAGGGUGUUCUCCCAGGGUUUGGUAAAUAGGUCUCGGCCAUUAUCAACAGCAGUCUGUCUUCUGGUGUCGUUCCCCAACAAUUGAAACAUGCAGUGGUGCAACCCUGACUGAAGGAAGAAACUUGACUUUGAUCAAUCUGUUUUUGUUAUUUUUGCUCCAUUUAUACUCGAUAUAAAUUGGUGGUUGUUUUAAAGUGCUCUAUGAAUACAGUUGAGUUGAGUAUUAUGCACGUGUCAGUCGUUGCAGAUACAUGAUGACCAAGCCUAACUGGUUUGCCCCAAUUGGUUUAUUGGGGGAGUUUCCGCCACCUCUGGUUUUACUUGUUUUCCUUUCCUUGUCAACAUUGCGUUUCCGCUGGAAUGUAAAAUAUUGGAUUAAAUUCUAAUAAUUAGCUGGAAUGGCUGACUUGAUUGCACAGGAUGACACUGUACGCGCAUGGGGGAAGAUAUAAAAUACUGCUGUAGAC